Messenger RNA from Pleurotus ostreatus (oyster mushroom), 717 nucleotides. RefSeq lists its product as uncharacterized. The coding region runs from base 1 to 717 and encodes 238 amino acids. The record is from RefSeq and is a predicted model, not a curated record. Gene Ontology annotation, molecular function: aldose reductase (NADPH) activity. Gene Ontology annotation, cellular component: cytosol. Lineage: Eukaryota; Fungi; Basidiomycota; Agaricomycetes; Agaricales; Pleurotaceae. The transcript is spliced from 8 exons.
AUGCUCCUGAGGACGUUGAACCAACUCUCGACGAAUCCUUAUCCUACUUGGGAACUGAUUACCUCGACCUAUAUAUUAUCCAUUGGUUGGUACUCGCUAUCCACUCUAUGGAGUCCCAAUAUCAAUGCGUUUCCCAGGCCAGUUGCUUUUUACAAAGACGGCACCAAAUAUGAUCGCGACUUGACCGCAGACCCUUAUCCAACAUGGCAGAAGCUGGAAGAAAUGGUGGCCAAGGGUAAAGUGAAGAAUAUCGGCGUCAGCAACUUCAAUCUUCGCAGGAUGCAAAACCUUACUGCGAACCAACUCAAAGUCAAGCCAGUCGUCAACCAGGUCGAACUGAACUAUUGGAACCCUCAGCCUGAGCUGCUCAAGUGGUCCCAAGAUAAUGGAAUCGUUCUCCAGGCUUAUUCUCCUCUCGGAAGUUCCAAACAAGUCAAGGAGACUCUGUCUGUCCCAGUGAUAAAAAACAUUGCAUCCGAGAUGGGCAUCACCCCCGCGCAAGUGAUUAUCUCCUGGCACAUCCAAAGAGGAACCAUCGUGUUACCCAAGAGCGUCCAUCCAUCGCGGGUCGAAGAAAAUUUCAAAGUCGCCGCGCUGCCUAAAGAAGUGUUUGACCGUCUGGAGAAUGCUGCAAUGUCGCAUCCUCCUCAGCGCGUAUUUAAUCCGAGUAAGAACUGGGGUUUAGAUUUCGAUGUCUUUGACGAUACGCCUUUGUAA